GCCAAUCAGCGUCGAGGCGAGAUGUAGAGGCGCGGGGUGUGGGCCAAGCAGGCAGUCACCCACCAGCUGCCGGCCUGCCACCUGUUUAACACCGCCCCGCCGUUGAAGGGUGUCUCUUCAAGCCAGGUGUUGCCAGACACGUCCACGAGAUGCAUUUCCUGGCGGCGUGGCUCGUCCCCUUCCUGCUGCUCCUCGCCCAGGUGACUCUGGCUCAGGACGAAGAGGCUACGGAAGCGGCCAAGGAUAUUAUAAUAAUCGAGCCCAUACCGAGGCCCAAGUUAUGCUGCUACGGAGACCAGACCUACACGGAGGGCGACGUGGUGCUGAGCCUACCGCGGGUGUGCCUACAGUUAGUGUGCGAGGACGGCAAGGUGGUGAGGCGCUACCUGAGCAAGCCGGGACUGAAGGAUUGCUGCGAGUUUGAUGGACAGCUGUACUUCGAGAGCGCCGAGCUGACCUCCCACUGCGUGACUCUCCAGUGCCGCGACUCCUGCUGGCACCCGACCUCCAAGAUUGCAGAAUGCUGCAGCAGGUGUACUGUGUAUGACGACCCCCACCACAUUACCUUCGACGGGCACAGAUAUGACUUCCACGGCGCCUGCAACUACACCCUGGCCCAACGUGGCUUCUUCUUCUACCCUGACGUGGGCGUGUUCAGCGAAUUCGAGGAGUGCUUCGGGCGCGCCUCCUGCCUCGCCCACACCACCUUCAAGAACGACCGCCACACCGUCAUUACUCUUUCCAACGGCGCCGUGUUUGAUGUGUUCGUCAACGGCCACCCCUUCUCCAUCUCUGAGCCCAACAAAGUGUACCACCUCACGUCACCUGAUGGCUGUCACCCUGUGCUGGCCUGGCGCUCACCCUGGGGUGUACUCUCGCCUCGCUGCCUCACCCUCUUCGGUUCCAGCAGGAUUAUGCUGAUCCACUGCCCGCACCGCCUGGACGUUAUCGCCCACGCCUCUCACACGGACGAACUGGAUGGUUUGUGCGGUCACUUCAACUACCACGUGGAUGAUGACUUCACCAGCCGCGGGGGAUUGGUGCACCCGCUCUCCUUCUUCCCGCUCGCCUUCCCCAACUCCUGGAAGACCAAUGUGCAGAGCAACUCCAGAUGCAAGGCGCCGUGUAAGGGAUGCCGCGAUGAGAAUACGACGAGUCCCUGCACCGCCUUCCAGCCCAUUAAGAGACGCUUCUUCGAGACCUGCAACACCACGCUCCACCCACACAUCCGCAACUUCCCCCACCUGCGCCACCACAUCGAGAACUGCGCCUUCGAUCUGUGUGUGUUGAGUAGCUACACUAAAACGGACUACACCGAUGACUACUGGCUCAAGGUGGUGGUGGAUAUCGCCAAGAUGUCCGUGCGUCUGUACGAGGACACUGAAGGUAAUGACAGGUAAUAAUGAUGUCCGCAACAGUGAGACGGAGGACGCCGCCAAACCCCCGCCGCAGUGAGGGACCAGCACACGUGGACUCGGCCUUGCCUGUGAUUAUUAAUUGUAUAAACUUGUAAAUAAUUCAUUGUUUUGUUAUCAACGUGAAUCUUUGUUCUAUUUUAAUAAAGUUUUCAAUGUUUACAUAAA
This is a messenger RNA of Scylla paramamosain (green mud crab), 1583 nucleotides long. RefSeq names its product otogelin-like. The record is from RefSeq and is a predicted model, not a curated record. The transcript has 11 exons. Bases 150 to 1400 code for a protein of 416 amino acids. Lineage: Eukaryota; Metazoa; Arthropoda; Malacostraca; Decapoda; Portunidae. Gene Ontology annotation, cellular component: extracellular matrix.